AUGACCUACACAGAACAGAGCCCUCUCCUCGAGGAGCGACCGCAGCAACAAGAUCGACCUCACACAAAACGGUCAACAUGGAACACAACGCGGAUAUGUAUAAUCUGCUAUAUAGGCGCGCUACUGUUUGAUUCGGCGCAGAUUCUGCGCACGAUGCCGAGAACAAGACUCUUCGAGUCGGUAAUAUGUCAGAAAUACUACGCUUCUUCGACCAAUAUGCUAGGCGAUAUACCAGAGUAUAUGUGCAAGGUGAAUCCGAUUCAGGAAGAGCUGGUCACGACGCAGACGUGGCUCAAAGUCGGGGAGAGUGUAUGCGCCCUUCUCGUGGCACUGCCAUUCGGUAACAUGGCAAACACCAAAGGCCGCUCGAUCGUCUUAAUCCUAGGUAUUUCAGGCCAGAUUCUCGCAGACGCAUGGAUUAUCACAGUCUGCUUCCUCAGCCACACCCUCCCGCUCUCCCUAGUCUAUGCCUCCCCACUUCUUCGCUCAAUCGGUGGAGGAGAGAUGGUUCUGUCCGCACUGAUUCACGCUCUUUUGGUUGACGUGGUUAGCGAAAAAGAUCGUGCGCAGGCAUUUUUCAAUAUGGCUGUUAUGACGCUUAUUGCUGAACUGGUGGCCCCCGCCGUUGGGUCUUUGUUAGUUGAUUGGAAGGGCAUGUAUAUCCCGUUACUGUGUGCAUUUCCGUUGCAGGUUGCGAAUAUGGUUAUUUUCAGUCUUUUGCCCGAUACUAGAGUUUCGGAGAAUCUGGAGAGUAAUGAUGAUUCUAUUGAAGGCGGACAUUCGACUGAAAGAUCAUCCAACAAGGCAGGCUUCGCAACCUGGUGGAAGUCGCUUAAGAGAAGUUGUGCACCGUUCCAAACAAAGGCCAUCUGGUUGGUGACAGUUUGUUACAUCUCGACUAUGUUGGCUAGGGAAACGAUCGAUUUUCUGGUUCAAUACGUCUCCAAACGAUUCGACUGGAGUCUAGCCAAGGCAAACUACCUAAUUUCGGUCAAGGCGUUGGUUAGCAUGGCGCUCUAUUUGCUGUUGUUACCACUUAUCAGUAGGAUACUGGCAAGGAAAUACUCUAUGGCACCCCCAAUCAUAGAUCUAUGGCUUGCACGAGGAAGUUCUUUAUUUGGUGUCCUCGGUCCUAUUCUUCUCGGAUUGGCCUCUGAGCCAAUUGUCUUGGUUCUGUCACUCGUCCUUUUCACUUUUUCCUUAGGAUACCCAUUCUCCAUCCAGUCAUACGGAACAUCCCUAGUCCAACCAGUUGAGGUCGCACCAUUCUAUUCUGCGCUUGCAGUUCUGCGGAUUACUGCUACUCUGUUGAUGUCCCCCCUCAUUGCUAUGGCUUUUAAGUAUGGGUUAAACUCUGGAGGCGCGGCGUCGGGCUUGAUUUUUGAUAUUGCUGGUGGUUUGUUCUCAAUCGCUGCCGUCGGCAGUGCUUUAUUGCGGUAG
Talaromyces amestolkiae is the source of this 1440-nucleotide messenger RNA. RefSeq lists its product as uncharacterized. Gene Ontology annotation, molecular function: transmembrane transporter activity. Bases 1 to 1440 code for a protein of 479 amino acids. The transcript is spliced from 4 exons. NCBI's taxonomy places the organism in Eukaryota, Fungi, Ascomycota, Eurotiomycetes, Eurotiales, Trichocomaceae. Gene Ontology annotation, biological process: transmembrane transport. Gene Ontology annotation, cellular component: membrane. The record is from RefSeq and is a predicted model, not a curated record.